GCGAAGGCGUUUCUUUAUUGUCUACCAUAAAUUUGCUUUUCUUCAUUUUUCGGAUGGUUUUUCUUCUCAUCCAGUUCGGAGCUGUUCUUCUCCUUUAAGUUUAUCCGAGUCAAAACUUGCUUUCGACAUAUCUUCCUGUAGUGUUGAAUCGCGUCCUAUUUUAGAUGUCUUGGUCAAUAGUCAUCUUCGGCGUCGAUGGCUUCCUUUGGAGGAUCCUCCUCGAGGCUUGGCGGAUCUUUGCUACUCUUUUGUUCAAGAUUUGGACGUUCCGAUGGGUGGUCCUGACGUUCCUAUUGCCAACAUUAUUCCUGGCGACAUUGACGUGGAUGGGGCUCCUGUUGAUAUUCCCAUAGCUCCUGCCGAGAUGGCGUUGCCUGAGAUUAUUAUUGUAGAUGAUGAUGAUGGAUCGGCUGAUCCUGUAGGUGACGAGGCGGUUCCGUCACUACUUCCCCCUCUAGCAUCAUCUAUCGUCUCGGGGGGAGUUGGGGGUGUGGCCUCAGAGGGGCCUGUUGUUGCUGAUUCGGGAGAGAUUUCUCUAGGUCGAGACCCGGAUUCUCCGUCUAGAAAAAGACGUCGAGUUGGCGAUGGUUCUCCAACAAGGGAGAGUUUUCCUGGAAGCUCUUCUUCUGCUCCAGACUUGGUUCAGUGGGUCGAAGGUCAGGAUCCUGCCAGUUUGCUGAAUCCGAGAGUGCUAGCGGAAUAUAUCCGGACUUUGGCGAUUCCUGCUGAUGUCACGUGGUUUUGUGGUAGGCCGGGUCAAGAGCUUUCCGAUCUGGCUUGUUUUCAUGGUUUCUCUGCUCUUCAAUCUGUUUUGGUAUUGAACGACCGCCGACAGUGUGCUGAGGAGGAGGUCGAGCGUCUGUCUUCUCUUUUGGCGACUUCUGAGUCUGAAAGGGCGAAAUUGAAGGCCUCUUUGGAAGAGCAUGAUUCUCUCCUGGCGCAGCUCAAGGCGCAGGAUGCGAUUAAUGAUCGCCAGGUGAAAGUGAUCGAGAAAAAGACCGAUGACUUGACUCAAGAGAUUGAGGAGCUCAUUCGGAUCAAUUCCCUUGUUGGUGGGGAGAGGGACAAUCUAAGAUCAGAGGCCAUCGCCCGUGAUCUCCUCGCCGAGAUGUCUAAAGACCGCGUUUAG
This is a messenger RNA of Mercurialis annua (annual mercury), 1129 nucleotides long. RefSeq lists its product as uncharacterized. NCBI's taxonomy places the organism in Eukaryota, Viridiplantae, Streptophyta, Magnoliopsida, Malpighiales, Euphorbiaceae. The record is from RefSeq and is a predicted model, not a curated record. The coding region runs from base 272 to 1129 and encodes 285 amino acids. The transcript is spliced from 4 exons.